Messenger RNA from Prorocentrum cordatum, 4003 nucleotides. The record is from the annotation of a GenBank genome assembly. NCBI's taxonomy places the organism in Eukaryota, Dinophyceae, Prorocentrales, Prorocentraceae.
CGAUGAACUCCACCAUCAGGCUGCUCGUUCCUCGCACGCUGUCGUGGAUCAUAUUGUCGAAGGCGCAGCGCAUCAAAAGCGGUUGUGCUGUCUGUCUAGCCUUCCGUGACGCUAGUCUUCGCAUCUUCGAUUCUGACCAUCCGCGAAGGGAAGUGUUGCUUUCGGCGCUCGCCCACUCAGCCUCUGGACGAGAGAAGAAGGCGCGUGCGUGCUCGAGCUUCCCGCGAAUCCGUCGAGGCCGCCGGGCUGUUGCCGCCGCGGCGCCCACGAUAGGAUGGAUGCCCCCAGCUGGCCCUUCCAUGGCUACGGCCGCCCGCGUCCGCUGGCGCGCCCGGCCCCCUGGCACCUCGGCAGGCCCCGGCCUGCCCAGCGCUGGGGCGCGGACAGGUACCCCGUGGCGGCGCAGGCGAGAGGAGGCGACUCGAUCAGAGGACGAGCGGCUCCGCCGCCUGCCUUGGGCGGACGCCCAGGAGUGGCCCCGGGCGCCGCGGCGGCGGGCCGGCGGCGCCGCCGCGGGCCUCCAGCGCCCCGGGGCCCCGCCGGCCGUGCGCCAGGGCGACCAGUGGGUCGACGCCGUGCGCAUGCUGGAGGAGGUGCGCCGUGGGAGGGUGGAGCCGAGCUUGGACCUCGGCACGGUGAUGUCGCUCUGUCCUGGCAGCGUAUGGGCGCAGGUCCUCGACAUGCUGGGCAGGGCGCUGCUGACAGGGCUCGAGCCCGACAUCCACUGCUUCAAUAGGGCGUCCACGAGCUGCAAGCGAGGCGGGGUGUGGUCGCGGGCGCUGAGCAUCAUGGUGGCAUCUGCGUGCAGGGGGCUGGAGCUGGACGCUUUCAGCUGCAGCUCCGCGACGAGUUCCUGCAGCUGGCCCAGCGCCCUGGGUUUGCUGUUGAGGGCGCGGACCGUGUCCAUAGAGCUGAACACCGAAGUCUGCACCUCUGUGAUGAGCGCUUGCAGCGGGGACACCGGUGGCUGGGAGAGCUCCCUGUCCCUGCUUUCCACCAUGGCGGCGCUCGGGAUGGAGAUCAGCUUAGCCUCUCGCACGAGCGCCAUACAGGUUACGAGUUGGCCCGGUGGUUGGGCCCGAGCAAUAUCCCUGCUCAUGCCUUCGCAGACACCUGGUGCAUUCAUCCAUCCAGAUGAAUAUGUUGCGGAUAAUUGGAUAUGUCCCCAAUGCGGGUACGCAUUAAAUUUCGCUUACAAGAGACAGUGCAGAAUGUGCCCGUGUUUCCAAGACGGAAGUGGCCAAGGGCGGGGCUUGUUCGAGUCCCCUGAGCGAUUGAGGCAGGGAGUGGAAGCAUUCGUGGCCCGAUACCCCGUGGAACCCCGCGUGUACCGCCGGCUCACGUUGAGCUCCACCGCGGUCAUCCACAGCGUAAUUCAGCACUUUGAGCACCUGAAGCCGCCACCUAGAGGCAGCGACUGCUCACAGUUGGUCAACAUCCGGUUGCGAAGAUGCAGCGGAGAGCCGCGGCGGGCUCCGUCAGGGCGGAGCUACAGCGCAGCAGCGUCGGCUACCGCGAGGCUGCCAGCUCCGUCGUCCUGCGCGUGCUGCAGGAGUCCCACGCCUGGCAGCGGUCGCUCGACGAGCUGAGCCGCAGGCGCGACGCGCGCCAGUUCACGCAGCAGGCGGAGCUCCACGCCACCAUCGCAGCCUGCCAGGGGGAGUGGGUGGCAGCGUUGGCGCUGUUAGCCAGCAUGGAGCACUUCAGGCUGGAGAGGGACGUGGUGUCCAUCAGCGUUGCCAUCGGCGCCUGCGCGACGGGCGGCGAGUGGCAGCGUGCCCUGGGUCUGUUCUGGCAGGCCAGGGCUUCCAGCAUCGCUCCCAACCAGAUCGUGUACGUGAACAUGAUGCGCGGGUGCCACGCGCCUGGAGCGUGGAGGGUCGCGUUAGAGCUCUUGGCGGAGAUGGGCCGCGCUGCAGUCGAGCGCGACCGCAUCGUGUACCACUGCGCCGCGAGGGUUUGCACAAGCGAGGAGGGUUGGCGGCACGUCCUGCAGCUGCUGGAGCAGAUGCAGACUCAGAGCAUCUCGUGGGAUUGCCAGAGUUAUCUGCGCGCACUCGAUGCUUGCCUGGAGGGUGCAGCGUGGCAGAACGCCCUGCAACUGCUGCGCGAGAUGAGGGAUCGGGGCCACGAGCCAACUGCGGCCACCGUGCUCGUCGUGAUGAGCACAUGCGGUGCCGCCAUAUCGCUGGGGAUCUCCCCGCGCGAGUCGGAGGCCGCUGCACAACAGGCGGUUGCCAUGCUGCAGGCGAUGAAGGGGGACGCCCUGCGGCCCGACGUCACCCACUACAACUCCGCGAUGUCCCUGGCCCAGGCCGUGAAGUGGGAAAGCUCGCUGGACAUCUUCGAACAGGCAUGCAGCGAGGACAUCUCGCGGGACCUGACCUCGUUCACGCGGGCGAUGAAGGUGGGUGCGCACGUCCGCCUUUGGGAUGGGGCUCUGCACCUGCUGACGCGGGCGCGAAGCUUGUCCUUGCAGCCUGGGGCAGCUGCGCUGGACCCAGUUGCAUACGCCGGCGGACAGGGCCAGGGGUGGCACACGUCCCUCCGGCUCCUCGCGGACGCGCGCAGCCGCUUCGGCGCCGCCCCGGGCGAAUUGGACCCCUGCCGCCUGGUGGGCUCGAGCCAGCGCUGGAAGCUGGCGCUGGCGGCGCUGAAAGACGCGUCUCUCUUUUCCCUUCGGCCGGACACGAUGGCGUCGAUCUCCAGUGCUGCCGGCAAGGUCUGUGACGCCGCGGGGUUGUGGCAGCGGUCCCUGCACCUGCUUGCCGGCCAGACCUCGCAGGACGAGGGCCUCCAGCGCGAGGAGUACAUCGCGGCGAUUGGCCUCAUGCUGCGGGGUGCCCUCAGCUCCAAGCCCGGCGUGGCGCCCGACGAGGCGCCGAGUGAGCAGAUCCAGGCGCAGCCAGUCGCCGUGGACAAGGACCUGGCCGCGCGGCAGCGGGCCGCGCGCAGGGCCGCCCAGGCGGCCACGUGGCCCGAGUGGGGAGGCCCCCGGCACCUGGACGGGGACGCGCGGGAGGCGGGCGAGGCCGACGCCACGGCCAAGAGGGUCGCCGCGGAGGCCGGCUUCCUCGUGUCGGAGAGGGACUGGGAGCUCGCCCUCGGCCACCUGCACGACAUGCAGCGGCUGUCGCUGCCACCCGGCGUGGACGCCUACACGACGGUCAUCCGAGCCUGCGACCUAGGCAGGCAGUGGGAGCGCGCGCUGGACCUGCUGCACCAGAUGCGCGCGCAGGCUGUGCCUCCGGGCAGCCAGGCCUACGGAGGGGCCGUGAGCGCCUGCGACCGCUGCGGGCAGCUGGUGAAGGCCCUGAAGCUCCUGGACGACAUGCACCAGCACACGCUGGAGCCCGACAUGGUGACCUACAACAUUGCCAUCGGCUCCGCCAGGGGCACGCUCAAGACCAUGAAGGCGGAGGCGCAGAGGCUGCAGAAAGCCCAGCGCCGACGCGGCGGCAGACGGCCGCCCAGGCACGCGAAGGUCGGCCCGAUGCGGCGCGUGCUGUAGGCGCGCGGCACCGCUUGGGCCGGCCCUGUGGCGGGCUUGGAGAGCUCCAGGCUCGAAGGCUCGACGCCCAGGCCUGGAGUUAGGUCGGGCAUGUCCCUCCCUCCCUCCACAGGAGGGAACCGAAUCUCCAGAACAAGUAGUCCACAGAUAGUCUGGGAGCGAUUUUGGCCUGACUAUGUUUCACCAUUCGGGAGCACUGUUGGGCUAUCUGUAAGGUUUCGUCCAGGAUCCCGACGUGCCCGACCUGAGCUCGGAGGGGCGGGAGCCCCCGCGGAAAGCCUCCCGAGGCGGGAGGCUCGGCCUCGAGGCGCGGCCGUAGCGUGGCCUCCGCGCGCCGGGAGGUUCGCAGAGCGGAGCGCGCGCCGCGCGGAGAGCGAAGACGAGCCCGCGCCAGCGCGGAAGCCCCGCCGAGGGCGAAAGAGCUCUCUCGCGGGAGGGAGGAUCGACGAUCCUCAGGAGCUCGUGCCGGCCCGAAAGCCCCGAUGAGAUCAU